Molecule: messenger RNA, 4869 nt
Organism: Mycena indigotica
Lineage: Eukaryota; Fungi; Basidiomycota; Agaricomycetes; Agaricales; Mycenaceae
Product: Peroxisomal-coenzyme A synthetase
Exons: 14
Coding region: 1-4869 (1622 amino acids)
Biological process (GO): fatty acid metabolic process
Molecular function (GO): phosphopantetheine binding; metal ion binding; medium-chain fatty acid-CoA ligase activity
Source: RefSeq, a predicted model, not a curated record
AUGCAAUCGCGUCUGCUUCGCCGCUUCUACCCACCCACCAUGAUCCCCCUCGACUUCCUUCGUGGCCUCCCCCAGCCAUCGUCGUUGGAUUCACUGGGUGACGUCCUCGCCACUGAUGUCUCCAACUCGCACAUUGUGUCCCUCCUCGACUGCAUUCCUUUGACAUCGGCGCCUGCUAUCUUUUCGCCAGAUCUUUCACGACCACCGCUGAACCACGACACACUUCGUUCAUUCGUCCAACACUUUGCGCUCCCCACUAAGCGCCAACUUUCUCCAAACCAACGAGUGAUGGUCGCCCUCCCUACUGGGCCGGAAAACGCGGUCGCCCUCCUUGCCAUUGCUGCCUACCAUACCGCUGCCCCAGUCAACGCCGCUUGUACUCCUACAGAGUUGCUUGACGAUGCUCGCCGGUUAAGAGCACGCGUUAUCCUUACAACACGCGACGCAAAGUCACGUCUUGAACUCGAUCGACUUGCACAAGAGCUGGAUUGCGAGAUUGUAUUCCUUGAACCACGCUUUUCUGGGCCUUGCGGCUUAUUCGACAUGGCUGCGAUGAAUUCACCCACUCAAACGCCGCCUUGCCAACCGACGGAACUCCAUCGCUUGGCCGACCAAAGUCUGAUUCUUCAUACUUCUGGUACCAGUGGAAAGAAGAAGGUCGUUCCCUAUUCGCUGCUCUCUCUCGUCGUUGGCACCUGUGCUGUGGUUCAGUCUUGGGAUCUCCGCGAAGCCGAUGUCAACCUCAAUAUGAUGCCUCUUUUCCAUGUCGGUGGUAUUGUCCGCAACCUUCUCGCUCCCGUUUUCUCUGGAGGAAGUGCUAUCAUAUGUGCGGGGUUUGAUGCUAUGGCCUUCUGGACGCUGGCUCGCGAUCUGCAAGCAAGCUGGUAUUACGCUGCGCCGACCAUCCACCAUGCAAUUCUUACUUCACAGCCCGCGGAGAUCGUUCCUUCGCGGGACCUUCGAAUACGCAUGAUUGCUAAUGCGGCUGGUGGACUCCUCCCGUCCCUUGCGGUGAGCCUAAAGUCCACCUUUGGGGCUGUAAUCCUUCCAUCGUAUGGCAUGACCGAAUGUAUGCCAAUUGCUUCACCUCCCAUCAGUUACCAACUCGACCGGCCUGGUUGCUCGGGCGUCGCAUGUGGACCUCAUCUGUCGAUUAGGGACCCAAGCAAUCUUGAGCAUGAGCUACCCCGCGGCAAGACCGGGGCAAUCUGUGUUCGUGGUCUACCUACGUUUGAGGGUUACGAAGUAGAACCUGGCGAAGCCCUCGAUACCUCGACAUUUACAACCGAAGGAUGGUUCGAUUCAGGUGACUGCGGUCAUAUGGACCAGGAGGGGUACCUUUUCAUUACGGGUCGGUCAAAAGAAAUCAUUAACAAGGGAGGAGAGGUUAUAUCACCUUUUGAAGUCGAGGAGGCUAUUGUCACUGCAGCCAAGGGCCACGUUAAGACGACUCUGGCAUUUGGAAUUGAACACGAUGUGUUGCAAGAGACUAUCGGUGUAGUCAUCGUGGCUGAACCCGAUAGACCUCGAAUCGGGCUAAACCAGCUCUUGGAUCUGUUGAAGGACCACCUCCAUCCGUCCAAAUGGCCUUUUGCGAUCGUCUACAUGGAGGAUGUGCCAAAGAACCAGGCCGGAAAGCCGCUUCGCAUCAAGCUGGCUAAUAGGCUGGGGAUUGGAAAACUCUCCGACUCGGUAUCGCCCGUAUCCAGACACUAUGAGGCAACACUUCCUGCGGACCAAUCGAACCUUUCGGAGCCCAUUCCAUGUCAGAACGUCGAAGUCGAUUUCGAUUCCGUGGUUCAGGCGCUUCGCACAGUCUAUGGUGUUGCGGAUGCGGCCCUCCGCAGUCGUGGGGACAAUUCACUGGAGGCCUUUGUGUGUGUCGAAGGGAUUGAUGCAUCUGAUGUCUCUGAUGCACUCAAACGGCAACUCCCAGGAUAUGCGAUUCCGGCCCCGAUUCACAUUGUUCCUGGCGAACGAUCGGUUCCGAAAGCCGGCAGCGGCGCUCCGGACUUCGGCGCGAUGGAAGCCGCAGUGGCACGUGGUCAUGCCGCUGCCUUAAGUGAGCAUGCCAGGCUUGUUCGCGACAUAGUUGGAAACUUGCUGUUGGCUGAUGCCAAGCUCAUCACUCCCGAUGCAGACUUCUUUCUCCUCGGCGGAAACUCCCUCCUUCUUGGCAAGCUCGCUCAUCAGAUUCGGAGACGAACGGGAGUUGCCAUUGGUGUUCAGGCCCUCUUUGCGAAUAGCACCAUUCAAGGCAUUGCGUCUAUGAUCGAGUCGGAAAACAAACCCAACUCGAACCAAAACCCAUUUAAAGACCCUCAGUCUGGCCCCAAUAUAUCUGCUCGAACAAGCGAGGCGACACUCAACAUGGGUUACGACUAUGAGGAGGACGUGGAGGUAUCGCAAGAGAAGACGAGGGGCCAGGCUCACCCGCUGACUCUGAUAGUUCAGCUCUUACCAGUCGUGCUGUUCUAUCCGCUCAAGACGGCCAUGACCUGGACUAUCCUUCUUUUGAUGCUCUCGCUGCUGGCGCCACACGUCGGUUCAUUUUGGGGACGACUUGGUGCACUGCUAGCUUCGAUUGUUGUUGCGCGUCUGGCCACGCGCAUCAUUGCACCACUGACCUCCAUCCUCUUCAAAUGGCUGAUUAUUGGCAAAUAUAGUCCAGGAACGUAUCCCAUGUGGUCGACUUACUAUCUGCGUUACUGGAUUGUGAAUCAAAGCAUUCGGGUUGCUGGUCGCGGCGUUUUCUCGAUGCAUCCCUGCCUAGAGCGCUUGUACUAUCGGUUACUCGGGGCUCGCAUUGGCCGGAAUGUGACGAUCGAAAAAGGCGCUCGUCUGGGAGAGUAUGAUCUGCUCACCUUCCGAGAUGGGUGCCGCGUCGACAGAAAUACGGUCAUUCGUGGCUUCUGUGUUGAGCGCGAGGGGUGCUUCCGAUUAGACCCCAUUGUCAUCGGCGAGCGCUCGUUCGUCAAUAGCUAUACUCAACUUGCCCCAGGCUCCAUCAUCCCAGACAACACUGUUUAUGGGCCUCAUUCGUCUGGUCGUGACUCGCCGUCUCCGAGAUCAUAUGCUGCCUUUAACAGGACUCUCAUCGCGGAACCCAAUGGCUGGUUAAAGCUAUUCAUUGCCUGGCCCAUUAUUGCUCUCGUGCAUUUCGUUUCCUACAUCCCCUGGUUUGUCGCGAUCUGGUUGAUGGUUCACCGAGUCGACAUGGCCUUCGCUGAUAACUUGAACGCGGUCGAAGCCGUGGUCUAUUGGUUUUCGUCUCCCGAACGCGUUGCUUAUCAUGCUCUUUCGCGUGUUGUUCGCGCUGUUAUCACUCCGUUGUUGCGUCUGGUCUGCGGCAUUCUCGUCAAACGCGCCUUUGGUCUCAACCGCGAGAUGGUAACAGCCGACAUGACGCAGUGGGUGCAUUUGCGUCGCUACAUCAACUCGGUGUUGCUUUCACAAUCUGCGCUCAAGUCGGCUUUCUCAAUUCUCGGUACUCACUACGAGGUCAUUUCAAUCAUUUACCGCUCCAUGGGGGCUACGAUCGGUAAACGGGUCUACUGGCCUGGGUCAGGUAUCUACUGUCCCGACCCAGAACUGCUCGAAAUAGGCAACGACGUUGUCUUCGGAUCCCGCAGUGAAAUUUUCACGACAGAUCGCAUCGGCUCUGCCCGCAUUACCGUUGGCGAUGGAGCAAUGAUUGCGGACCGUGUCAUCCUUUUGCCAGGCUGCAAGGUUGGACGGCAGACAGUUAUGGGCUCUGGAGCUCUUGGUAUGCGCGACACAGACUAUAAGGACGGCUCUACGUGGCUUGGUACUGAAUGUCUUGACGAAGGAACCAAGUCGGAACAUUCGGAUACUACGACGCCUUUCGGACGUGCUUUCUACCAACGUCAAGCAGACUACUGGGUCAUGCCAUACUGGGUUAUUCUUUCGACCAAUAUUCUUGUUGCGACGCUCUCAGCAGCUUAUUGGUCAAUCAGCGCUGUGGCGGCAGCUCAGGUCCUCCGAGUAGUCCAUCUACACCACGGCAAACACUUCCACAUCUACCGUAAGGACUGGUACCGUCCGGGGUAUCUUUACGGUUUCAUCGCCAUGUCUUUCGUCGUUGUUCUGAACCUGCAAGUCCUGAUCGCUCUUCUUUGGGUCAUCGUUUCGAAGUGGAUCGUCAUUGGCCGACGCAAGGACGGUCGCUACUCGUGGGACAAGAGCAGCUACUGCCAGCGGUGGCAACUCCAUCUCACAAUGUCACGGUUGAUUUAUAAAGGCUACGGAAAUGGCGGUCUGCUUGCCCCGCUUACCGGCACCGCAUAUAUCGUCAUGUACUUCCGAGCUCUCGGUGCAAAGAUUGGCAAAAAUGUCGCCUUAUACCCUGGUGGUUAUACUGGGCUUAUGACAGAACCAGAUCUCGUUCAGCUGGGUGCCAACGUCAGCCUAGACGAUUGUUCGGUUGUGGCGCAUAUCAACUCGCGCGGAAACUUUGCCCUGAAUAGCCUCAGUAUCGGAAACGGAUGUGCCUUGCGAACCGGUUCUCGUCUGCUUUCGGGUGCUUCGAUGGAGGACAGCAGCAUGCUUCUGGAGCACACACUCCUGACUUCUGGUGAGGUCGCUGACGCUGGGGUUGUGUAUUCUGGGUGGCCGGCCAAGCCUGUCGACGACAACUGGCAGCCUAGAUACAAAGACGAUGAGUCCUCGGGAAUAAUAUGCCCUCAAUGUCGCAACUUCCCCAAGGACAUGACCACGACACCUUGCGGUCACAUUUUCUGCCAUUCGUGCAUUUCAGACUCCAUUUCGACACGAAAUAAGUGUCCAGUGUGUGCGGAGAGUAUUUUCGCGCGGAAUCUGAGGCGAAUAUACCCUUCGUUUGCGCUUUGA